AUGUCAAGAAAGAGCACAAGGGUGUGCUUUAGCCCUGAUGUCAACGACAAACCCACCCUCUUCCUCAAACAUGGCCUCGAUGGUAGUAACAACAACGCCGAGAAAGUUUCAAGAAAUAGGAAGAGGAUUAUUGGAGCCUGUGCUUUGAGAUUGCCUAUAGACCCAAAAUUGCCUCCUGUUAGGUUCCUAAUGCGGCUAGGAACAAAGGUUGCAAGUGCUAUAAGAGAUGUUUCUUUGAGAAGGAGAUCUUCCAGGAAAGUUUCUUCAUCCACUCUGGUCAGGUCACGUUCAUUAUCAGACCUCACAGAUUCACAUCGAGCCGAAACCGUAGAAGAUUGCAUUGAGUUCUUACAUUCCUCUUCAUCUAGGGAGAGACCAAGAAUUCUGUAA
Abrus precatorius (Indian licorice) is the source of this 390-nucleotide messenger RNA. RefSeq lists its product as uncharacterized. The coding region runs from base 1 to 390 and encodes 129 amino acids. The transcript has a single exon. NCBI's taxonomy places the organism in Eukaryota, Viridiplantae, Streptophyta, Magnoliopsida, Fabales, Fabaceae. The record is from RefSeq and is a predicted model, not a curated record.